CGGCAGACGAGCUGCCUCUCCAUUCACUGCAGUGCUGCUCUGCUGUGCGCUCUAAAGGGACAAUACUCUGUAUUCAGUCUGAAGCAUUGAGGAGUAACGUUUCUACAUUGGCUUCACUUAUACUUCUGUGUGCAGCAGCCGGACCAUGGUUCUGUGUGAGGACGGAGAGUGCAGCGUAUGCCUUCUGCCCUACUCUCGGACGGACAGGAUCCCCAGGGUGCUGCACUGCAGACACACCUUCUGCCAGCUGUGCCUGGAGACCAUGUCUCAGGCCAGGAGCGGGCUGCUCACCGUGGGCUGCCCUCUGUGUCGACGGGUGACUGGCAUAGGACGCAGCCUCAGUCUGCAGGAAGCUCUGUGGGUCAACAGCAAGCUGUGGGAGGAGAUACCAGAGGAAGAGGACGCUGAGGCCGAGGAGGAGGAGGAGGAGGAGGAGGAGGAAGAUGGACUGAAAGCAGAAGCUGAGGAGGAGGGGACAGAGUCCAAACAGGAAUCGUCGCUGCAGGCAGAGUGUGCUUCUUCCAGGUCUGCCAGAACAAAGCUCAAACUGCCUGGCUUCUUCAGGAAGUUAAGUUUAACGAAGCAACACCAAGAGCGCAUUGUGCCCGGCAGUAAUGUGGAAAUGAAAUCGUGGCGCAGGCUUCCAACUGAAGAGACUGUUUAAGAAGGGAGAAGAUGACGAGGCAGAGCCUCUCAGGAUGUUAUUAGCAGAUGCUAGACGCCAGAGAAGACAACUCACCCCUCUGAGACCAGAAAGUCGAGGCCGUUAGAGCUAGGAAUCCAUUUGUGUUUCUAUCAAGACAUUGUUUGUCCCCAGCCAAAGGUUCCCCGUGUCCCCAUUAUUUAUUCUACGCCUAAUUCCCCCAGCUGGUGCGGGGGGAUUUGGUUCAGCUGUCCCAGGGGGACUCACACCCCGGGACCCCCUUGUAACAGAUGGUCUCUGAGGACCUUCCCUUCUGAACGUUGAUUAUAAAACUAAUUGUGUUUUAUUUUAUUUAUAUAGCUAGCUGGCAAAGUAUUUAAUAAAACUAUUUUUGAAAGAAAAAGUGUUUUUAUUUACGCAGGGAGAUAAAAGAAUCAUGAGCAAUUCUGUACUUUACAACAUACAUCAUUUAUAACAUUAAGUAUUUAAUGGUUGAAAAAAGUGAAGGUAGUCGGAGAUUUCUGAAUGUGAAAAUUACUUUUGUGGUCUAGAAACAACAAAAGCAUGUCACAAAAGACUCGUUCAGCCAUGAAAGUGGAUUAUAAACUCCAUUCAGUGAGCAUCUGGCAAUAUUCCAUGCUGGAGAUAUUAGAAUGGCGGAUCACUGUCAUGGAAAUGGACUUUAUUCUAUUGUGCUACCUUAUGUGCACACGCCAUUUCAAAAAUAUACAGCAUUCUGAGAUGAAUGAAGUCUCACUGAGGUUUUACAGGGUUUGGCUUCUCACUCGUGUUAGGGUCAUGUGAUUUGGCUGCAAGAAAUCCGUUAGUAGUCCCACUGGUUUGGUCCCUGAGUGGGUGGAGCAGGUUUCUGUAAUCCUGUGAAACACUCAUAUUUUUUAAUGACUGUGUUAUUUUUCCUCUCAUUUAUGUUUUCCCACGGUUAAAUACUAUCCGAGUGACUGACCUCCUCUCGACACAGGGAGCUCCUUCCAAAGCUGUAAUGACCCGGCAGCAGCAGCUGGCUGUCAGUCAGGAGGACACGCUGUGAGAGUGGCUCAGUUUCAGUUUCGCAACAUUCACUGGCUCCCACAGCGCUGCUGCUAGUGUUGAUCUGAGGGCCUUUAAGAUGGAACAGAACAGGAAACAACUCUCGGUGCAGGGAACAAGUACUCAAAUGAUCCACUCAAGAGAAACAGCAUGGUUACAACGUGAAAACAAUUCAAAUAAGAUCCU
Messenger RNA from Eleginops maclovinus (Patagonian blennie), 1876 nucleotides. RefSeq lists its product as uncharacterized. Gene Ontology annotation, molecular function: ubiquitin protein ligase activity. Bases 146 to 664 code for a protein of 172 amino acids. The transcript is spliced from 4 exons. NCBI's taxonomy places the organism in Eukaryota, Metazoa, Chordata, Actinopteri, Perciformes, Eleginopidae. Gene Ontology annotation, biological process: protein ubiquitination. The record is from RefSeq and is a predicted model, not a curated record.